AUGGACGAUCGUUCUUCGUCGUCAUUGAGAGCGAUUUUAUACGACCCAAAUUCUAACAGCAAUGUUGAAAACGUGUUGGAUGUUGUUGCCGCCCUUGUCUGGGAUUGCAAUUUCCAGUCAGCCAAAAAUUCCAGAGCUAUCCAGUCAUUUGUUCAAAGGUUUUCAGAGCUAGCAAACUUUAUAUACUCCCAGAGAACAAAAUUUACUGACUUUGAGCUGGUCAAAGUCAUCGGUCAAGGGGGCUUUGGCCGUGUUCAGCUCGUUCGACACAAGGAUACCCGUCGAGUGUACGCAAUGAAGAUGAUGAGCAAGCAGCAUCUUCUCGACCAUUCGCAAUCUGGUUAUUGGGAAGAACGCGAUAUCAUGGUAAAGGCGACCAGUGAAUGGCUUGUUACUUGCCAUCAGGCUUUUGUGGUAUGUUUUUGUCAUUCCAUUCAUGUAAGCUUACACAUUUUCUUAAUUGAAAAGGGUCAUGCGUAUGCUGAUAAGCCCCUGUCUUUUGUCCACUGA
Molecule: messenger RNA, 510 nt
Organism: Hydatigera taeniaeformis
Lineage: Eukaryota; Metazoa; Platyhelminthes; Cestoda; Cyclophyllidea; Taeniidae
Source: the annotation of a GenBank genome assembly